UGAAAGGGGUUUAGUUACAGCAUGGUGCUGCUGACAUGGACUGCUUCAUUCUCCUCCUGUUCUAUUUUACAGCCUGCUCAGGAUUUUUUGUGAGGGCACCUGCAGGCCGUUUGAUGGCAAUCCGAGGUCAGCCGGCUAUCCUGGGCUGUGAGUUUACCUCAGACUCUGACCUUUCUGCCCUGGUGGUGACGUGGCAGCGGGUAGAGGACAGUCGAGUCGUCCACAGCUUUUAUUACCAGAAAGACCAGCUGGAACGUCAGGAUGCACAUUACAAAAACCGCACAGUCUUGUUCAAUUCAGAGCUAAAGAUAGGAAACGCAUCACUCAGAAUCUACCCGGUUGGACCAAAAGAUGUGGGGUCGUACCUAUGUACAGUAAGCAACACAAAGGGCACAGACAAAGCUCAAGUGCAGCUGGAAUAUGGAGCCUUCUAUACAGAGCCGAGGUUGAGCAUCAGUGUUAACAGCUUGACAGUGAUUGUGCACUUCGAGACAGAAGGUUACCCAAAACCAGAGGUGACGUGGCUGGGAGAACAUGGCCAGAUCCUAAACAACCAGACAGAGAUCACUGAGCGCCCAGAGGGACUCUUUUAUGUAAAUAGCAGCUGUGUCGUUGAACAACCUGCCCUAAACCUCAGCUUUACUUUGAAGAACCAGAUGCUUAAUCAGGAGCUGCACAGAUCCCUAAACAUUCAAAGUGGGGAAGACAAACUCAAACGGGAGAGCAUUACAAUCAUCAUUUUAUCUGUUUUGUGUUCAAUUCUGACUGCAAUCUUAUUUUUUGUUCUGCUUAUAAUGUUGAAAAAACGACUGCCACGUGUACAAGCCAAAAGCACUGCAAGUAAUGGAGGGGGUUGCAGCAUUCCACUUCAAUCGUGAUAAAGGUUUAGGGUAAAUUCGAGUGAAGCAGAGAAACGCAAAAAAAAAAACAAGAAUAUUCUCAAAGCCAACAGUAUUUCAUUUUUACUUUUAUUAGGAAAACAGAAGAUAUUAUAACCUUAAUAUGCUAAGGAAUGGCUCUGAGUGACAUGCACAACUAAAAAUAUCAUCUGCUUUCUGAGAUUUGUACCAAGCAUCUAUUGCUAUUGAUGUAUAUUUCUGUUACAACUUAAUA
Trichomycterus rosablanca is the source of this 1113-nucleotide messenger RNA. Its product is annotated as CD276 antigen-like. Gene Ontology annotation, biological process: regulation of cytokine production; T cell receptor signaling pathway. The record is from RefSeq and is a predicted model, not a curated record. Gene Ontology annotation, molecular function: signaling receptor binding. Gene Ontology annotation, cellular component: external side of plasma membrane. Bases 36 to 878 code for a protein of 280 amino acids. Lineage: Eukaryota; Metazoa; Chordata; Actinopteri; Siluriformes; Trichomycteridae. The transcript has 4 exons.